Messenger RNA from Conger conger (European conger), 2412 nucleotides. RefSeq names its product electron transfer flavoprotein-ubiquinone oxidoreductase, mitochondrial-like. Gene Ontology annotation, molecular function: electron-transferring-flavoprotein dehydrogenase activity; iron-sulfur cluster binding. Gene Ontology annotation, cellular component: mitochondrial inner membrane. The transcript is spliced from 12 exons. Gene Ontology annotation, biological process: electron transport chain. NCBI's taxonomy places the organism in Eukaryota, Metazoa, Chordata, Actinopteri, Anguilliformes, Congridae. The record is from RefSeq and is a predicted model, not a curated record.
GGUCGAACAUCUGCCGGUACAGCUCUGCUCUGUGAGAUGUUGGACUUCCCCUGCCCUGGUGCCACGCAUCACAACACACUACACAGUCUACCCUCGGGAGAAAGACCCACGAUGGGAAGGUGUGGAGAUGGAGCGCUUCGCGGAUGAGGCUGAUGUAGUAAUUGUCGGAGGGGGUCCGGCCGGCUUGUCUGCUGCUGUCCAUCUGAAGCAGUUGGCACAGGAAAGCGGCAAGGCGCUGCGCGUUUGUGUGGUUGAGAAGGCUUCCCAGAUUGGAGCGCACACUCUCUCUGGUGCAUGUCUGGAGCCCAGCGCUCUCAACGAACUCUUACCAGACUGGAAAGAGAGUGAGUAACAGAGAGCACCUCUGAAUACACCUGUCACUGAGGACAAAUUUGGAAUUUUAACAGAAAAGUUCAGAAUCCCAGUUCCAAUACUACCUGGGCUUCCGAUGAAUAACCAUGGUAACUACAUAGUCCGUCUGGGCCAUUUUGUGCGGUGGCUUGGGGAACAGGCAGAGGAGCUUGGGGUGGAACUGUAUCCUGGAUACGCUGCUGCAGAGGUGUUGUUUCAUGAGGAUGGAAGUGUAAAAGGAAUCGCCACAAACGAUGUUGGGAUUUCCAAAGAUGGUUCACCUAAGGGUGUGUUUGAAAGAGGGAUGGAGCUUCAUGCGAAGGUGACUCUGUUUGCAGAAGGCUGCCAUGGACACUUGGCAAAGCAGCUUUACAAACACUUCAGCCUGAGGGAGAACUGCCAGCCACAGACCUAUGCUAUUGGACUAAAAGAGGUGUGGAUCAUUGAUGAGAAGAAAUGGAAACCUGGGAGGGUGGAGCACACGGUUGGCUGGCCUCUGGACAGGAACACAUACGGAGGCUCCUUCUCGUAUCAUCUGAAUGAAGGAGAGCCGUUGGUGGCCUUAGGCUUUGUAGUUGGUUUGGAUUAUCAGAACCCUUACCUGAACCCCUUCAGAGAGUUUCAGAGGUGGAAGCAUCACCCCUCUGUUGCUCUGACACUGGAGGGUGGAAACUGCAUUGCUUAUGGAGCCAGGGCUCUGAAUGAGGGCGGAUUCCAGUCUCUGCCAAAGCUCACGUUCCCUGGAGGACUGCUCGUAGGGUGCAGUCCUGGGUUCCUGAACGUGCCCAAGAUCAAAGGCACCCACACGGCCAUGAAGAGCGGCAUGCUUGCUGCAGAGGCCAUCUUCCGGAAAAUCGCGGAUGAAAACACGCAGUCUGAGACGGCCGGAAUCCAUGUUCCGGACUAUGAAGAUGACUUGAAAAAGUCCUGGGUUUGGAACGAGUUGUACAGUGUGAGAAACAUUCGACCAGCUUUCCACAGUUAUUUUGGACUUUAUGGAGGAAUGGUAUACACAGGAAUAUUUUACUGGAUUUUCAGGGGGAAAGAGCCAUGGACAUUGAAACAUAGAGGUAAGGACUGUGAUCAGCUGAAGCCAGCGAAGGACUGCACCCCUAUUGACUACCCCAAACCAGAUGGGAAGCUGAGCUUUGACCUCCUCUCCUCUCUGGCACUGAGCGGGACUAACCAUGAGCAGGACCAGCCUCCACACCUCACGCUCAUGGACGACAGCAUUCCUGUCACGCAGAACCUGGCUGUUUACGAUGGGCCAGAACAGCACUUCUGUCCAGCAGGUGUGUACGAGUAUGUUCCUAUAGAGACCGGAGAUGGUAUGAGACUACAAAUUAACGCUCAGAACUGUGUGCACUGUAAGGCCUGUGAUAUUAAAGAUCCCAGCCAGAACAUUAACUGGGUUGUCCCAGAAGGAAGUGGGGGCCCUGCUUACAAUGGCAUGUGAUUUUUCUACAUUAAUCCAUUUUUUUUGGAAGAAGAAUGAAGUUACAUUGGGCUGUGAAUUCUGUGAACAUUAUACUUGGCAGGUAAUGGCAAAUGCUGAUUUCCUAUUCAAAUGCAACCUGCACUCUCCAGACUGGUGUAGCGGAUCAUGUCAUAGUUAAACCAAUCAUAAACACUUGUACUUAAUUUGCAGAGAAAAGCAAUGCAACCAGCUAAGGAAAAUGUAACUUACUACAUGACUAGCAAUUUCACUUUUUUGUAGUACUGGGCACAGGUAGUUGUUUAUAACACAUUUUGAAAAUGCACAGUACAUGCAGUGCUCGAGUGAUUUAUCCAAAAAUGUAUCCUAUUACAGUGUGCUGCCUGAAUAAUCAUGUACAUCUUAUAUAAAGAAAUCAAGAUUGUUCCUUGUCUGUGCAUGUGCAGUGCAUAAGUUUUAUUGUAUUAUACUAUAUGUCCAUCACCACUGCACCAAUCAAAUUCAAUGUAGUUGGAUAUCUAGUUAGCAGAAAACCUACACUGCUGAUGUUCUGAGAGAAAGAACACAUUUUCUCCACCUGAAAAGUGGAUAUUAUUAUUUUAUGAUGAAUGUGAGUUUUCGGUUUG